AAAGUAUGAAAAAACCUAUUAUUUCACACAAGCACUAUGAAUCACCAAACAAAAACCAUUCCUUAUAAAUACACUCUUAUAUUCCAUUCCAUGUUCACUCAACAAAUGUGUUUGCAAUAGCACCAACACUAACUUUUGUGUUCCUCUUCUAAAACACAACAAAAAUCAUUAGAGACAUAGCAUAUAUACAUGGCAUCAAUGGAAGACAUGAACAUGAGUAAUGAAGAAAUUACACUUCCUGGAUUCCGAUUUCACCCUACAGAAGAAGAACUCCUUGAUUUCUACCUUAAAAACAUGGUCGUCGGCAAGAAACUUCGCUACGAUGUCAUUGGUUUUCUCAACAUCUAUCACCAUGAUCCCUGGGACUUGCCAGGUUUGUCAAAGGUUGGGGAAAGAGAAUGGUAUUUCUUUGUGCCAAGGGACAAAAAACAUGGCAGUGGAGGAAGGCCUAACCGCACAACUGAAAAAGGGUUCUGGAAAGCAACCGGUUCGGACCGGAAAAUCGUGACGUUAUCGGAUCCAAAGCGGAUCAUCGGGUUGAGGAAGACGUUGGUUUUCUACAAAGGAAGAGCUCCACGAGGAAGCAAGACCGAUUGGGUCAUGAAUGAGUAUCGUUUACCUGACAAUAGCCCCUUGCCUAAGGACAUAGUGUUGUGCAAGAUAUAUAGAAAGGCAACUUCGUUGAAAGUGCUUGAACAAAGAGCAGCUGAAGAAGAAGAGAUGAAACAAAUGGUGGUGGGUUCUCCUACAUCCCCACCUUCCUCUACGGACACAAUCUCCUUUAACUACACACAACAAGACCAACACGUGUCAUUACCGAUAUUGUUCCAACAAGUUAUUCCUAAGGAAGAAUCCCAACAUGAAACAGAGACAAAAACUCAUGAUAUGGUUUCUCAGGUGACCAUGACUGAGAAACCAUGUCAUAAUAACAAAAAAGCUUGUGGAACAUUGUUGCAAUUGCCCUUGGGGAAGGACAAUGUUCCUGAGUUACAGUUACCUAUCGUAACGGAUUGGACUCAAGAUACCUUUUGGACUCAGCUUAACAGUCCUUGGCUACAAAACUGGACUGCUUACUCCAACAUCCUCAAUUUCUAGUUGCAUUAAUCAACAAAACAAGUUUAUUUUGGAAUUUAUGUAUAUUCAGUCAUUUAAUUCAUAACGUAAAUUAUAGUAUUACUACUAGAUAAAGUAAUUAGGCAAGAAGUAUAAUAUUUCAUGUAAUGUAACUUCUGCCUAAGAAACUUGACAAUUCUACUCUGUUUUUAGAUGAUGUAAUAAUGAAAGUCUCUUUUGUCAUUUUUAAGAGAUAUUAGAUAAAGUAGACAAUGUACUUUGUAUGUUUA
Messenger RNA from Lathyrus oleraceus (garden pea), 1343 nucleotides. Its product is annotated as NAC domain-containing protein 6. The record is from RefSeq and is a predicted model, not a curated record. The transcript has 3 exons. Gene Ontology annotation, molecular function: DNA binding. Gene Ontology annotation, biological process: regulation of DNA-templated transcription. Lineage: Eukaryota; Viridiplantae; Streptophyta; Magnoliopsida; Fabales; Fabaceae. Bases 190 to 1095 code for a protein of 301 amino acids.